CGCUGGUGUUUGUUUCUGCAGAGCGUUCAGGGAGGAGCCAAGAUGGUGGGUCAGCUGGGUCACGGCGACCAGGCCUCGUACCGUCAGCCGCGGAGAGUGGAGCGUCUGCAGGGCAAAGCCAUCCGACAGGUGUCCUGCGGAGCCGACUUCACCGCCUGCAUCACCGACGAGGAUCAGAUGUACAUGUUCGGCUCUGAUUACUACGGCUGUAUCGGUGUGGAGAACGAGCUGGGCAUGGAGGUGCUGGAGCCGGUUCUGCUGGACUUCUUCCAGGAGCGUCCGGUGCGUCAGGUGUCCUGCGGGGACAAUCACGUGGUGGCGCUGACCCGCAGCGGGGACAUCUACUCCUGGGGCUGCGGAGAGCACGGUGAUGUGGUGGUGGUGAUGCGGAGAGGGGGGUUAUAA
Molecule: messenger RNA, 405 nt
Organism: Cyprinus carpio (common carp)
Lineage: Eukaryota; Metazoa; Chordata; Actinopteri; Cypriniformes; Cyprinidae
Product: serine/threonine-protein kinase Nek9-like
Exons: 2
Coding region: 43-405 (120 amino acids)
Cellular component (GO): centrosome
Molecular function (GO): protein kinase binding
Source: RefSeq, a predicted model, not a curated record